Messenger RNA from Metarhizium acridum CQMa 102, 1674 nucleotides. Lineage: Eukaryota; Fungi; Ascomycota; Sordariomycetes; Hypocreales; Clavicipitaceae. The record is from RefSeq and is a predicted model, not a curated record.
AUGCAAAGAAAAACAUGUCAAAUCAUAUACCCUGACUCUACUGCUGCAGGUGACGAAGAGCGCCCCAAAUGUCGGCGAUGCCAGCUGAAGAAGCUUCCAUGCUCACGGCCAGUCAAAAAGACGGUCUUCAAGCAUGGAUCGGUUGCAAGUUUCUCCAAAGAUCAGCAAUGGGUCAAUAGUGAAGCUAGACAUUUCCGCUUUCACGCUCGUGGUGGCUCUGCUGCACGAGAACCCUUGACUCCAGAUCAAGGCUCGUCACCACCUUGGUCGACAAUUGCUGGACCGAGAGUAGUGUCGUCAGAAGGUCGUCCCCUAGAUGAAACCCAACCUACUCAGUCGUCACCAUCCCAUUCAUCCACCAGCUCUGCCAUGGACACAGACUUGCGCCCAAUCCUGGCCGAGGACUCUGGCUUUUUCCCAAACUUAAUGACAUCAGACAGCUUUAGCAGCGACCAAGGAUUGCGUCUUAAGCAGCCAGAAUCGCCAAGCACACAAGCGCCGUACUUGCCCUCCAUCAGUCAGCUUAACCCUGGCAUAUACGGAAACGGAAAGGGGAACCAGCGAGGACCUAGUCUCGCCCAAGCACUCUCCCAGGGGUCCCCCACUAUCCAAGCAUCGUCCAUACCAUGUAUGUCAGCCUCGGACGACACCAGACGAGUAUUUCCGUUAGAGGAUGUUCAAGAGGCAUGUCUUCUCAGGUACUACAUUGAAGAAAUAUCUCAUUGGUUUGACUUGUGUGAUGAGAGUCGGCACUUUCAUCUGGUUGUACCUACCAGGGCCAGGGACCACCCUCAUCUUCUAAACGCCAUUUUUGCAGUAGCUGCCCGUCACUUGAGCCGCUUGCCACAGUACAAGACUCCACAAGGCAUACUCUACCAUGGACAGCUUCUCCCCAACUUGGAUGAACACUCAGCCGUGGAAUAUAUGCUUCACUGCAUGCCCGCUCUCCGACAGUUUCACGACGCUAUGGAUGAUGACUAUCGUGAUAACGCUGUCUUGCGAAGCCCGCCGUCGCAAUCUGUCUUCGGCCGUCGCAGUUUGAUGCAAGCAGCUUAUUGGAUGGCUCUAAGACAAGAAAUCUACCAUUCCUUUACACGCCUUGAAGCUCCUCAGCUGAUUUUACCCCCGGAGUUUUGGCACAGUGCCUCCAGAGCAAACAAGACUGUAAUGCAUCUAGUUCAAGUAGCAAAAUGGAAGUGGGGAGAUGGCUCUGAAUAUGAAUGGGCGAGACUGAUGGAUCAGCACGAACAUCUUGAGAAGAAUAUUCUCUUCGAUAUUGAACCCAUUUACAAGAAGCCAGCUGACAAGUCCAAAGGCGAGAUCUUUCCCACUGUUUGGUAUCGAUCUAAUAUUGAAGUGACAAGCAUGCAGCUUGGUCUCUUAGCCAAAUCAGUACUGGUGGCCGAGAAUCCUCAACUUAGAGCACAUGCAGUUUCUCGAUCUAGUUGGAGACACGUCGAAAAUGACGUGAGACUCCUUUUACUCGAGCAGUGCGGGAUCGGCCUUUGCAACCCUGCGUCGCCGCCUGCUCUUGUUCAUGCUACGUUUGGAAUCCAGUUAUACGGGGAUUUCUUCACAGACCAGUAUGAGCGCCGGGCAAUCAGGAUGGUGGUGGAGAAGUACCGAGAUACCCAUGCUUGGCCCGUACAGCGGCUUUUAGACAUGUUCCGUUGA